Molecule: messenger RNA, 2162 nt
Organism: Cinclus cinclus
Lineage: Eukaryota; Metazoa; Chordata; Aves; Passeriformes; Cinclidae
Gene: VPS45
Product: vacuolar protein sorting 45 homolog
Exons: 16
Coding region: 44-1885 (613 amino acids)
Biological process (GO): intracellular protein transport; vesicle-mediated transport
Cellular component (GO): Golgi membrane
Source: RefSeq, a predicted model, not a curated record
GGGCGGGUCAGGGCCGGCCCGGUAGAGGAGCAUCUCCGCCAAGAUGAACGCGGUGUUGGCGGUCCGGCAGUACGUGUCCAAGAUGAUCGAGGACAGCGGCCCGGGUAUGAAGGUGCUGCUGAUGGACCGGGAGACGACCGGUGCCGUGAGCGUGGUGUACACCCAGUCCGAGAUCCUGCAGCGCGAGGUUUAUCUCUUCGAGCGCCUCGACUCGCCCAACAGGGAGCCCAUGAAGCACCUCAAGGCCAUCUGCUUCCUGCGGCCCACCAAGGAGAAUGUGGAGCUCCUGGUGCAAGAGCUGCGAAGGCCCAAGUACAGUGUCUACUUCAUCUAUUUCAGCAAUGUCAUCAGCAAGAGCGAUGUGAAGGCCUUGGCUGAGGCUGAUGAGCAGGAGGUCGUGGCUGAAGUCCAGGAGUUCUACGGUGACUACAUUGCGGUGAACCCACACGUCUUCUCCCUGAACCUGCUGGGCUGCUGUCGGGGCCGCAGCUGGGACCCGGCUCAGCUCACCAGGACAACCCAGGGGCUCACUGCUCUGCUCCUGUCCCUGAAGAAGUGCCCCAUGAUCCGGUACCAGCUCUCCUCAGAGCCAGCAAAACGCUUGGCCGAGUGUGUGAAGCAAGUGAUCACGAAGGAGUACGAGCUGUUUGAUUUCCGGCGCACUGAGGUCCCUCCCCUGCUCCUCAUCCUGGACCGCUCUGACGAUGCCAUCACUCCGCUCCUGAACCAGUGGACGUACCAGGCCAUGGUCCACGAGCUGCUGGGGAUCAACAACAACCGCAUCGACCUGUCCCGGGUGCCGGGGAUCAGCAAGGACCUGCGGGAGGUCGUCCUGUCAGCUGAGAACGAUGAGUUCUAUGCCAACAACAUGUACCUGAACUUCGCUGAGAUUGGCACCAACAUCAAGAACCUGAUGGAGGAUUUCCAGAGGAGGAAGCCAAAGGAGCAGCAGAAGCUGGAGUCCAUCGCAGAUAUGAAGGCCUUUGUGGAGAACUACCCUCAGUUCAAGAAGAUGUCAGGCACAGUGUCCAAGCAUGUGACAGUGGUGGGGGAGCUGUCCCGGCUCGUGGCAGAGCGGAACCUGCUGGAGGUGUCAGAGGUGGAGCAGGAGCUGGCCUGCCAGAGUGACCAUUCCAGUGCCCUCCAGAGCGUGCGGCGGCUGCUGCAGAGCCCGCGGCUGUCGGAGCUGGACGCGGCACGGUUGGUGAUGCUCUACGCGCUGCGCUACGAGCGCCACGGCAGCAGCGGCCUCCCGGCACUGCUGGAGGAGCUGCGGGGCCGGGGCGGCACCGACAGGUACCGAAAGCUGGUGUCUGCCGUGGUGGAGUACGGAGGGAAGCGGGUCCGAGGCAGUGACCUGUUCAGCCCCAAGGAUGCUGUGGCCAUCACCAAGCAGUUCCUCAAAGGCCUGAAGGGCAUUGAGAACGUGUACACCCAACACCAGCCCCUGCUCCAGGAAACCCUGGACCAGCUCAUCAAGGGAAAGCUCAAGGACAGCCAGUAUCCCUACCUGGGCCCCAACACACUCCGGGACAGGCCUCAGGACAUCAUCGUGUUCCUCAUUGGGGGGGCCACCUACGAGGAGGCUCUGGCUGUGUUCAACCUGAACCGCUCCAACCCCGGCGUCCGCAUCGUCCUGGGUGGGACCACCAUCCACAACACCAGGAGCUUCCUGGAGGAGGUCACAGCCACGGGAUUCCGCGGUCGAAACACUGACAGCUCCCAAGUCCCACCAAGGUCCAGCAGCCGACGAAUGGCAGCGAAUGCUGGAGCUGGCACUAGCCCAACAGAGAGGAUGUGCCCCCACUACAGCUCCUCACUGUGCCCUCACAAACAGCACCAGGACUGGGAUUGUCACCUGAGGGGAGCCUGGGAAAGCCCUUGAUUCCCUGCAGGUCCUGGCUCAUUACCAGGACACACAGGAUGAGUCUCAUGAGGAACCCAACGAUGCUGCCCCAUGCUGGGGGAGCAGCUGUGGGGGUGCAGCUGUGGCACAGGAGCCCUUUGCUCUGUUGUCUGUAUAUGUUGAAUCCUAUUAAAUCCCCCACUUUGGCCAAAACUGUCUGCUAGAUGAUUCCCACUUUCCCUUUCCCAAUCCCACAGGGUGCAGUUAAAGCCUGAGCCUCCACUGGAGCUUUUGUUUCCCUCCAGGGCCACACCAA